Molecule: messenger RNA, 960 nt
Organism: Ichthyophthirius multifiliis
Lineage: Eukaryota; Ciliophora; Oligohymenophorea; Hymenostomatida
Exons: 4
Biological process (GO): maturation of LSU-rRNA from tricistronic rRNA transcript (SSU-rRNA, 5.8S rRNA, LSU-rRNA); ribosomal large subunit assembly
Cellular component (GO): nucleolus
Molecular function (GO): rRNA binding
Source: RefSeq, a predicted model, not a curated record
AUGGAAGAAAUUGAACAAGAUGAAUAAUUUGCAAAAAUUAAAAAAUAAAUAAGAACUCCAAAAACUGCAAAAGGACGAAGACUUCAAAAGAAAAAGAAUCCAUAAUUAGAAGAAGGAAUAAGAAAAACCUUAUUUAUAAAAGGAUAAAAAACAUCAGAAUAAGUUUCAAAUUUUAUGAAAGAUUUAUAUUCUUUAAAAAAAAUAAAUUCUUUAAAUUUUUCAAGAAGACAUGAAAUUCGUCCUUUUGAAGAAAUUUAACAAAUAGAAAAUUAUUGUUAAAAACAAGAUUGUGCAUUCUUUUUAUUUGGUUCUCAUAAUAAAAAAAGACCUAAUAAUAUUGUUUUAGGUCGUAUUUAUGAUAAUCAUGUACUUGAUAUGGUUGAAUUGGGUAUUAAUAAUCUUUAAUCUUAAAAUGAAAAAUUAGGAUUAGUUGAUAUUCCUGCAUAAUGUAGACCUGUCUUAGUAUUUUAGGGUCCUCUUUUUGAUUCUGAGCCUUCUUUUGUACGAAUAAAAAAUUUAUUAAAUGAUUUCUUUGUGGAGAAUAUAGAAGUUAAAGAAAUUGACAUAAUAAAAGGAUUGAAAUAUACAUUAGUUUUUACUGCUGAUUAAUAAAAUAUUUACAUGAAAACUUAUUUAAUAGAAAGUAAUUAAUAAAAUGAUAAAGGAGGAAAUCUUUCUUUAACUGAAAUAGGACCAAGUGCUAGUUUAAAUAUUAGAAGAAGUUAAUUUGCUCCAGAAGAAACUUUUAAAAAAGCUUGUAAAUAACCUAAAAUUAAAACUAAAAAAUAAGAUAAAAAUGUAUUUAAAGAUAGUGUUGGGGAUAAAAAAGUUAAAGUUUGGUUAGAUAGAUAAAAUUUGGAUGUUUUAGCUUUAAAGAAAAGAAAAAAACUCAAAGGUAUUUCUGGAAAUGAAAAAGUUAUAGAGUUAAAUUUAAAAUAAGAUUUAAGAGAUUUAGAGUGA